AUGUCAACUCGAGAGACGCCCAAAUCCAAGAAACAGAACGUGACUGUGAAUCCAUCGGCAUCUUCGUCUGCUUCACAACGCUCGACAAGGAGGAAAGAUCAAGUAUACGACCCGGUCAACAUCGGCCUCGACGUGGUGGCAAAUAUAGCCGAGGGAUCUGAUAUACUUGCUCCUCUCAAGGCAGCUUGUCGGACAACAAAAUCAAUUCUCGAACUCAUACAGGGGGUAGACCACAACCAAGAAGAUUGGACAGACUUAGCCCGACGUCUCGAGGAAUAUCUUUCUGGCAUCGAAAAUCAAAUCGACGCGUUUGAAAAAUAUCCUCCAGAGGAAAGGGACGUAGACGAAGCCUUCAGUCAACCACUCAUUCAUUAUGUCAAGCUACUCGAGGGUAUUCACGAGGUGGUGGCCCGUUGCAGGCAUAAACGAAGCCGCACCGGUCUUGGUGCAUUUACUGCAAUAAGCAAAGUGAAGAUAGACGUAGAAGAGAUACGCAAGUUCAACCGCAAUAUCGAGGAUCACCAUAGGCAACUCAUCGAACAGCUGACCCUUUUCUCUGCAUACCGCGUUCAAACUAUCGAACGGAAAAUCACCGAUGCCAAAGCCAAAGUGGAAAUGAUCCUGUCGGACGUUGAUGCGUCCGCUAUACUUCAGCUGCCAAUGGUUUCAUUUGUCGCAUCCUCAGUUCACCACACCUGCCUCCAAGGGACUAGACAGGCCGUUCUCGAGACAAUCUGGCAGUGGGCAAACGAUGACAUGUCCCAAAAGCCCAUAUUUUGGCUCUGUGACAUAGCCGGCUCAGGCAAGUCCACAGUUGCAAUGUCUGUGGCGCAAGAAUGGAAGGCAGAAGGAACCCUCGGUGGUCAGUUCUUCUUCUCCUUGGCCAACAGCGAGGCAUCCAGCACCGAGAAAUUUUGCUCGACGAUAGCUAGAGAACUCGCUCAGCAAAUGCCCGAACUUGCACCGCACAUCGCCGACACCGUGAAACGGAAUCCCGCUAUCAUGCGCAGUUCCUUCCCAGACCAGCUGCGAAGUUUGAUCACGACUCCACUGCACCAUCGACAGAUGAGCGUGUUCCUUGUUAUUGACGCAAUCGACGAAUGUAAAUCCGGAGGACAGCGAAAGGAGCUUCUUGACGGGCUUGCGAUGGUUGCUCGAGAGACCAGAAAUCUCAAGAUAUUCAUCACCAGUCGGCCAGAUCCCGUCAUCGAGUCGGUCUUACAGCCACUGUCGAUCAAAUCGGAGUUGAAGGACCGUCUCCACGAUGUCAACCAUCACGACAACAUUGACGAUAUUGCGACCUAUAUAAAUCAAUCAUUACAUGAAGUUCUCUCACCAGACAAGAGAAAGCGACUGGUCGAAAAAGCCAACGGGUUGUUCAUCUGGGCGAGCACCGCAUGCCGAAUGCUCACUAGUGAAACGACUUUGGAAUCCCCUGAAGGCAUAUACGAUCUUCUAGUCUCAGCGGAUCAGAGUGGAGAUAUAGACGAUGUAUACAAGUUGGUUUUCGAGCGUAUAGACUCGAAAUCCUACACAACCAUGUGUAGUAUGCUCGCUCUACUACUUGCAGCAUUUGACCCGCUUAGCAUUGAUGAUUUGGAGGACAUAUUCAAGCAUGUCGGGGUCAAGUGGAAUGCAAAGGCAUUGGUACGGAACCUAGGGAGCGUCCUUGUCGUGGAUGCAGGUACCAACCUGAUCCAAUUCCGUCACCCCACGCUGGUCGAAUACCUACGACGCUGUUCCCGCUCCCCACCAGUUGACAAUGGCAGCCACCUCUCUCUGAACAUCGCGAAUGCGCAUGGGCAAAUUGCAUCGUGGUGUCUUAGACGUCUGACAUCGCGGAUCGAUGGCCCCAAAUUCAAUAUAUGUCAACUCGAGUCGUCGUUCUACCUGAAUAGGGAGAUCUCAGACAUCGACGCCAGAAUAUCAAGGUUCAUUCCACAGAGACUUCGAUAUGCCAGCUCCCAUUGGUUGUUUCAUACGGCGGAGACCGACGAGACGUGGCGAUCCGCACUCAGAAACAAGCUUUAUGACAGCGUUAAAUUUCCAUACGUGCUAUACUGGAUAGAGAUUCUGAGCUUUAUUGGAGGAGUCCCACGGGCAAUCGCCGGAUUGCAAGCAGUUUCCGGCUGCAAAGCCGUCGAAGAGAGGACUAAAAGCAGGAUAGACGAGACUCGACGGUUUAUAAUGGCGUUUUCUGUGCCGAUACAGGAGAGCGCCCCACACAUCUACAUCUCUUCACUUCCAUUCACUCCGAAAAACUCCAAGCUGCACGUUGAGGGGGGGCUUGAAGCGAUGUAUCCUAGCCUCCCCAGGAGUCUUCGGGGCCCUGAAGGUGAGGUGAAAGGUGUCGUGUUUUCGCCAGACGGCUCGAAAAUCGUCUCCGGUUCGAGUGACAAGACCAUUCGACUGUGGGAUGCAAUCACUGGUCAAUCGUUGGGAGAACCACUCAAAGGUCACGAAGGAGAGGUCAAUGCCAUCGCAUUCUCGCCAGACGGCUCUCAAGUUGUGUCUGGCUCAGCUGACAAGACUAUUCGACUUUGGGAUGCAGCCUCCGGUCAGUUGCUGAGAAAGCAGCUCUAUGGUCACGAAGGAGAAGUCAAUACCAUCGCAUUCUCACCAGAUGGCACACGAAUUGUAUCUGGCUCGUCCGAUCAGACAAUUCGGUUGUGGGAUGUAGCCAGUGGUCAGUCGUUGGGAGGGCCACUCCAAGGUCACACGGGGAGGGUCAAUGCCGUAGCAGUCUCUUCAGAUGGCUUACGAAUUGUAUCUGGCUCGAAGGACUGCACCGUUCGAUUGUGGGAUGCAAUCACUGGUCAAUCGUUGGGAGAACCACUCAAAGGUCACGAAGGAGAGGUCAAUGCCGUCGCAUUCUCGCCAGAUGGCUCAAAAAUCGUAUCUGGAUCGUCCGAUAAGACCAUCCGGUUUUGGGAUGCAGACACUGGCGAGUCUUUGGGAGAGCCACUCGAAGAGCACGAGGGAGAGGUUAAUGCCGUCGCAUUCUCGCCAGAUGGUAUGCGAAUCGUAUCUGGCUCGUCUGAUGAAAGCAUUCAACUGUGGGAUGCCGUCACUUGCCAGCCUUUGGGAGAGCCACUUGAAGGUCACAGAUUCACGGUCGGAGCCGUCGCAUUCUCGCCAGAUGGCUCACAGAUCGUAUCUGGCUCAGAAGAUAACACCAUUCAACUGUGGAAUACAUCCACUGGCCAGUCUUUGGGAGAGCCAUUCCAAGGUCACGAAUUAUCGGUCGAAAUCGUCGCGUUCUCGCCAGAAGGUUCACGAAUUGUAUCUGGCUCUUCCGAUACAACCAUUCGACUAUGGGAUACAACCAGUGGCCAGUCUUUGGGAGAGCCACUCGAGGGUCACGAUCAACGGGUCAAUGCCGUCGCCUUCUCGCCAGAUGGCUCACGAGUCGUAUCUGGAUCGUUUGAUAAGACCAUUCGGUUGUGGGAUGCAACCACUGGCCAGUCUUUGGGAGAGCCACUCGGAGGUCACGAUGGAGAGGUCAAUGCUGUCACAUUCUCGCCAGAUGGCUCGCGAAUUGUAUCUGGCUCGGAUGAUUGCACCAUUCGAUUCUGGGAUGCAGUUGCUGGCCAGCCUUUGCGUAGUCUGUGGGCAGCCUACGGAACCUUUUUUCCUGUCGCAUUCUCAUCAGACGGAUUGCGAAUCGCCUCUGGUUCGCAUGACCAUACCAUUCAAAUAUGGGAUCUAACCAUUUGUCGGCCAUUGGGAAAGCCAUUCCAGGGCCACAAAGGACCGGUCACUUCCGUCGUAUUCUCGCCAGACGGCUCAAAACUCGCAUCUGGCUCAUCCGAUCAGACCAUUCGGUUGUGGGAUUUAGCCACUGGUCAGUCUUUGGGAGAGCCACUCGAAGGUCACGAUGGGCGGGUCAAUGCCGUCGCAUUCUCGCCAGAUGGCUCACGAAUCGUAUCUGGCUCCGAUGAUCAGACCAUUCGGUUGUGGGAUGCAACCACUGGCCAGUCUUUGGGAGAGCCACUCGUAGGUCACGAUGGAGAGGUCAAUACUGUCGCAUUCUCGCCAGAUGGCUCGCGAAUCGUAUCUGGCUCCGAGGAUCGCACCAUUCGAGUUUGGAUUGCAGCCACUGGUAACUAUCGCUCGGUGUAUCCCCAAUUAUGUUCCAUGAUCUGA
Messenger RNA from Serendipita indica DSM 11827, 4146 nucleotides. NCBI's taxonomy places the organism in Eukaryota, Fungi, Basidiomycota, Agaricomycetes, Sebacinales, Serendipitaceae. The record is from the annotation of a GenBank genome assembly.